Messenger RNA from Exserohilum turcica Et28A, 1170 nucleotides. RefSeq lists its product as uncharacterized. The record is from RefSeq and is a predicted model, not a curated record. Lineage: Eukaryota; Fungi; Ascomycota; Dothideomycetes; Pleosporales; Pleosporaceae. The transcript has 2 exons. The coding region runs from base 1 to 1170 and encodes 389 amino acids.
AUGCAAUCUGCGUCCGGCAUUUCAAAUGGAAACUCACUUCCAGAAGCGCCACCCGAACCCUCAUGCCAUAGCCCCAUAGUGUCUCAACCUAGCAAGGCACCUCAAGAACUGCCUGAGUCCCCCACACCUUCAGCACCAUGUUCUAGCCACACCUCCCCACUCGAGCGCCGGAUUGCUACGCUUGAGCGAGAGAAAGCGGAUCUCGCCAGACUAGUCACCGAAGCUGAAAACGAGACAGCAGCAGCGAAGCUGCGCGCGCAGGAUCGUUACACGGAGAAAUUACACGCCUAUAACGAGGUCCGACACCUUCAGCAAGAGAUCAAAGACCGGGACUUUCGACGUAAAGAUUACAUGAUCAAGAUUGAGAAGUCCUUCCGUAGUCUCAGGGCUACUAUUGCACAACUUGAAACCGAAAAGUCCAACAGAGAUUUUGGGAGGGAGAGCAAGGGCAAGAUUGAAGAACUCGAAGGGCAACUCAACGAUAUGCAAGCUGGCUUUGUAUCUUCGCAAGAAGAGAAGGCUGCCAUGAAAAUCAAGUUUGAUCAAACCACGGUUGAUCUCAAGAAGCUUGUGCUGAGCCUGAAAUCUUCUCUCACUGCGGAACAAAAAAGGGCCGCAGCCAUGGAGAGCAGACCAACUGCUGAAGAAUUACAAGCGCGAGUAGACGCUGCAAAAGCGGACGUCGUCAAAGAUAUGAAAGCCAAAUGGCAAAGCGAAAUUGAAGAAAACAAGGCCAACUUCAAUCAGCGGGAGAAAGAGCUUGUGCAAAGCCAUAAGACAGAGUUCAAAAACGCCAAAACUCACUGGCAGUCGAGAAUUAAAGCUCUGGAGGCCGAGGUGUGCGCAAGGGACAAGAAAUUGGAAACCGCAAAAAAAGAGUUAGAGCUGCUAAGACAGCAGCUGCAUCGUGCCAUGCACAAUAACAUGCAGACAUCCGAUACGCAACAGCAUCUUCCAAAUGUCUUCCAACAGGCCUCCGACCCGAACAAGAAGAGGAAGCUUGAUGCUAGAGUGUUAAUGUGGGACCACAAGAUUGUCAGCGCGACCGCACGCAGUGCGUCCCCUCUAGUGCCAACCAAAAUCCCCGGGACCCACGCUUUCAUUCGAAUGUUGUCAUGUCAGCGGUCGCACCGCAGAGAAGCUUCCAGCAAUCCAUGGGGGUCACGCUGA